Messenger RNA from Oryza sativa Japonica Group (Japanese rice), 2014 nucleotides. The record is from RefSeq and is a predicted model, not a curated record. Lineage: Eukaryota; Viridiplantae; Streptophyta; Magnoliopsida; Poales; Poaceae.
CAAUUUCUUUCUCCAAGAAAGAACGCCGAACAAGCGCCGACGAAAAACGGUUCCUCGUUAUUUCUCUCCAACGCGCGCGCACGGGCUAUUUCUACCCCCGCCGCCGAGUAGUUAGGCGUCCAAAGUUUCGGGAGUUCAUCGUGAACGGUGAUCGAUCCAAAGAACAACAACUCGGAGCAAAGCUAGCUAACGAAGUUAGUUCCAAACAAAGCUAGCUUAUCGCGAUUAGCUAGCUAGAAGAGAGUUAGCUAGGCGCCAUGGAGCUAGGCGUGCCACUGCCACGACGGCCCGUGCCCGGUAGCUACGGCGUGCCGUUCGUCUCGGCGGUGCGCGACCGCCUCGAUUUCUACUACUUGCAGGGGCAGGACAAGUACUUCGAGUCGCGCGCCGAGAGGUACGGCUCCACCGUCGUCCGCAUCAACGUCCCGCCUGGCCCAUUCAUGGCGCGCGACCCCCGCGUGGUGGCGCUCCUCGACGCCAAGAGCUUCCCCGUCCUCUUCGACGUCGCCAAGGUCGAGAAGCGGGACGUGUUCACCGGCACGUUCAUGCCGUCCACCUCCCUCACCGGCGGCUACCGCGUCUGCGCCUACCUCGACCCGUCCGAGCCCAACCACGCCAAGAUCAAGCAGCUGCUCCUCUCCCUCCUGGUCUCUCGCAAGGACGCCUUCGUCCCGGUCUUCCGCUCCAACUUCGGCGCGCUCCUCGACACCGUCGAGUCGCAGCUCGCGAGCGGCGGCGGCAAGUCCGACUUCACCGCCCUCAACGAUGCCACCUCCUUCGAGUUCAUCGGCGAGGCGUACUUCGGCGUGCGUCCCUCCGCGUCGAGCUCCCUCGGCACCGGCGGGCCGACCAAGGCCGCCCUGUGGCUCCUAUGGCAGCUCGCCCCGCUCACCACGCUCGGCCUGCCCAUGAUCAUCGAGGAUCCGCUCCUCCACACGCUGCCGCUGCCACCCUUCCUCAUCAGCUCCGACUACAAGGCGCUGUACGCGUACUUCGCCGCCGCGGCGUCGCAGGCGCUCGACGCCGCCGAGGGCCUUGGCCUGUCGCGGGAGGAGGCCUGCCACAACCUGCUGUUCGCGACGGUGUUCAACAGCUACGGCGGCUUCAAGCUGCUGCUCCCGCAGAUCCUGUCGCGCGUCGCGCAGGCCGGCGAGAAGCUCCACGAGAGGCUCGCCGCGGAGAUACGGAGCGCGGUGGCCGACGCCGGCGGCAACGUGACGCUGGCCGCUCUGGAGAAGAUGGAGCUGACCAGGUCGGUGGUGUGGGAGGCGCUGCGGCUGGACCCGCCGGUCAGGUUCCAGUACGGGCGCGCCAAGGCCGACCUGGAGAUCGAGAGCCACGACGCGUCGUUCGCGAUCAAGAAGGGGGAGAUGCUGUUCGGCUACCAGCCGUGCGCCACCAGGGACCCGCGGGUGUUCGGCGCCACGGCGAGGGAGUUCGUCGGCGACCGGUUCGUCGGCGAGGAGGGGAGGAAGCUGCUGCAAUACGUGUACUGGUCGAAUGGGCGAGAGACGGAGAACCCUAGCGUUGACAACAAGCAGUGCCCCGGCAAGAACCUGGUGGUGCUCGUCGGAAGGCUGUUGCUCGUCGAGCUCUUCCUCCGGUACGACACCUUCACCGCCGAGGCCGGCAAAAAGGUGGUCAUCACCGGGGUCACCAAAGCUUCAACCUCCGCCGUCAAUCGUACUGCUUAAGCCGGCCAUCACUUCAGGCGUGGGUCGUCGAUCAUCCACUCAACCAGCUCCGUCCUACGCAUAUGCAAUAAGAAAUACUCGUACCUGAAUUCUUGCAUGGCUAAACACUACUAAUAAGUGUAUGUAUUCUGUUUAUUUGUUCGAUUCCAUAUUUGUAAUUUUGUUGUUAUUGUUUGCUGUUGAAUUACGAUUGUGUAUUUUACAGGGCUGACAGUGUCUUUAAACACCUCUAAUAUGUAUCGGAUCAAUCUGCCCUAGUCAUGUCUAAUUUGUGAAGAUCCACUUUCUUUAAUUAUUCAAUCAUGCAUUUUUUUUUCUUC